Agrilus planipennis (emerald ash borer) is the source of this 1418-nucleotide messenger RNA. RefSeq names its product dnaJ homolog subfamily C member 16-like. The record is from RefSeq and is a predicted model, not a curated record. The transcript is spliced from 7 exons. Bases 45 to 1418 code for a protein of 457 amino acids. NCBI's taxonomy places the organism in Eukaryota, Metazoa, Arthropoda, Insecta, Coleoptera, Buprestidae.
UAACUUCUGAAGUGCUAAAGCAAAAAUACAGAAUUCCAUCUGAGAUGGAUACUGUAUUACUAUUUAAUGAAAAUACAUCACGACCUGUUGCAACCAUAUCAAUGAAAGAAAUUCCAACUCAGUCACUACAUCACAUUAUUUCAUCCAAUCAAUACUUAGCACUGCCUAGAUUAUCCUCACAGAGUAUUUUAGACUCUUUAUGUCCUUGUGAAUGGAAUAAACCGAGAAAAAGACUUUGCGUGGUCCUAGUGACAGAAGAUUCUCAAUGCCACGAUCCUCACAGACAAUCUUUUAGAUUGUACGCACAAUCGGCCCCCUACAAUCCGGAAAGGGUUCGUUUUGCAUACAUUUACCAUAGCAAGCAAUCAGACUUUGUUAAUUCCCUUAUUCCAAGUGGUAAAGAAAUAGAGCCAUUGCUACGAAUAGUCAUUAUUUGGAGAAGAGACACGUCUCAAGUAAAAUACGAAUGGUUGCCAGACAAGUGGGAAAUUGAAAACGAUUUGAAUGAGACGGUUAAUAAACUUGAAACGACUAUUUCCAAAUUACUGAAGUCAUCUGAAGCUCUAACAUAUGAGGCUUUUGUUAAGGAUUUAUUCGAUGAACACGCAAAAGGAAUAUUCGGUCGGAUCUUCGCUAAACUUAUGAUGUUUAGUGAAUCAGUUUAUGAGGGUUUGAGCAAGGAUCAGGUUUUACCAGCUUUGUCGGUUGUAGGCACAGUGGUAUUUAUUGUAGCCGUUGGUUAUUUUAUGGCGUAUUUAGUACGAUUAGAAGAGGAAAGUAUCAAAAAGCAAAGGGAAAAAGAGGGUCGCGAUCGCACGGAAAAUAAAAAUCCUACCUAUCAGCCCGAACUAAAAUUGCACGAACUUAGAGCUGAAAAGUAUAAUGGAUUAGUGCGUUUGUUAAAACCUGGCUGUCGCACUAUCAUUUUAGUACUUGACAUGCAGUCUAGACAACACUUGAUACCACCUUUUCAUAAAGCUGUUUGGCCAUAUAGAAAAAACAAAACAUUAAUGUUUGCCUAUAUGUACAUUGAAAGAGGUUUAAGUUGGUAUAAAGAAUUGUUACAAUUGUCCCUUCCUGAAGAAAGAGACCUUAACAUCAAUCCUAGAAAUUGUGUAGGAACUGUUUUGGCCUUAAAUGGCCAUAGAAAAUAUUUCUGUAUGUUUCAUGCUAAACAUCCUGAGACCAAGAGGAAACAAAAUGACAAGGAUAAGAAAUCAGAUCGUUGGAAAGGUAGUGAGAAAGACUGUGAAGCAGCAGCUUUUAUAGGUUUUGAUACAGACAGUUCAGAAUCUGAUGACGACGUAUUAUUGGAGGGAAAUUUGUUAGAUGGCUUUUCAAACUGGUUGGAUCGGCUAUUUGAGGGAACAACUCAACGUUUCUAUAUUAAUUACUGGCCAGAGUUUCCUAAUAAGUAA